AUUAGGGUGGCGGCGGGCUGCAUGUGCCUUGCCUAAGCGGCUUCGCUGGCUCAAUCAGCGUCGCCAGAAUUUCCGCUUCAUAUGCACCAAGCCACUUGACUUCUUUUCUCUGGCUUGCUAUUUGACUGCUGGUCAUCGAUACUGGGCUCCUGCCCUCUUCCUUUGAUCGUUUCCCUCCCCAUUCGAAAAGCCUGCUGACAGAUUUAGGUCUAGAUCCUCGUUCGCCUGAAGAAAGGCACAAGAGAGAGCCUGCGCUGUGUCGGCCCCCCCCCAAAAGGGCCAUUGAAAACAAAAAAAAAUCCCACGCAUUCGCCUUGCACCGCAGGCGGCCAAUUGCGUUACCCGCUAUCAUGAGACGUCGGUCGAUUGGAUCAAUCAGUCAUCUCACUGGAAUCUUCUGCCUCAUCCGACAUCCCACUCGUCCACUAGCCAACAGUGGUUGCAGUCCCUGAGGAGACCGUCGUGCAGGCCUCAUUUCCCCGAUGCGUGGUUUCCCCUGGAUCCUAUUGCUGAUGGGCGGCGGUGGCAAUGGAGCUCGCGGCGUGCUGUUCGCUGGCAUCUACCCGCUCACGCCAGGCGUUGGGCACGAAUAUCUUGAUCUCCGAUGCAGAUUCGCCCAGAUAAAACCCAGAGGAACUCCUUUGGCAGGCUCCCUUGUCCUCCCACAUUUUCCCCCCCUUGAGGGAUGAACGAGCUCCUUUCCGCCCGACCUCGCCGCCCCCCUCUCCUCCUCGGAGUCUUCCUCGUGUCACUCAGGGGGAGGACGUCAUCCUAGCGCGCAGACAAACACCCUUUUCACUUGGUCGGAGUGGUGGUGUUACAUGUUUGUACCCCUCCCCUCGAACCUGUCACCUCACUCCUGGUUCGUCCUGCUUGCAUCGAGGGAUGACCAUGAUACACUGAUGAUAGCCGCCGCCACCACCACCACCACUCUCCAUCUUGCGUCCAUGACAUUGCCUUUCGUUCAUGCAGCCUUCCCCUCGUUGCCAAAUGAUGGAGCUCUUCACUACAGUUUCUCCGCUCUUUGUCACUGCUGGAUGCAAUCAAGCCUCACUAUCGCCACCACCUUCAUGGUAUUCGGAUCUCCCAUGAACGGCCCCCUUGAGCCAAGCUAUUUCCUCAAUCCUGCAUGUCCGGCUCGGUGCGCGAUCAAGGUCGUCGGCGUCGCAGCCAGACCUACGCCGGCCACAAGGGUGCUCGUUCUUCCAAACUGUCCCUCCUUACUGCCAUCACCACCGGAUCCCAUGGGUCGGCCGAGAGCUCGUCCACCGUCACGCAAGAAUCCCACUCCAAGUCCACCUCAAGUCCGAGUAAGCGAAGUAGAUCCUCCCGCCCAAAAAGGCCCAGCGAUGAGCGAGAGCGAAAGGCCUCGGAGGUGAAGCCCGAUCUGGUGAAUGCCACCAAGGAGAAAAACAUGUCCAAAGAAUCAGUAGACGUCUUCGCCUUCCUUGUCAAGGACGACGAGCAGAGCGCUACCGAUCCGGAUGCCCAAGAGGAGCCUCCAGUUGAGGAGAAGAAUACUCCCGUGUCGGACGACUCCGAUAGUGAAAGCAUCGUCCCCAGUAUGCAUUCAGACUCGGGGAUAUCAAUGGGUGAUAGCACUGUCCAUUCCAACAAUGACCCUUUCGUCGACACCCACUUGCCUCCUUUGCUAGAGGAUGUCCAGGAACACGACGAGAACCAGAAACCACGAGUUAUCGAGCCCAAUCACUCGCAACGACUACGAUGGAAAUAUCCAGAGGUGCCUGUGGCCACUCACAGGCCUCCCGUCCCGACCCUGAUUGAUGAGACGCCGAGCCCUGUGCAUGUUCGUGCACGCAUGCCACAAACUCUCGACGAAUGCGACAAAGAGUUUUCCUUACCACGAAAUACGUUGUCCGGAUAUGAUCUCGUUGCUGAUAGACUGGCGUCCGGGGACCUUCCACCAGUUUUCCGGAGUUUUAAAAAGAUCUAUUUUCGGCUGCUACUACAGCUACAAGACGAAAUUACCGAGAUGGAAGAACAACUAGCCGCUCUGGAUUCGGUCGAUGGCCAUAACCGACUCCAUGUGGACGGCAGCAUGUCGCCGGCCUCCAGACGAUUGAGCUGGCAAUGGGGUCAGUCCGAUCUCCCGGCGCAUCGGUUGCAUAUCUUGGGACGGUUGUCGAUGAAGCUUGAACAAUACUAUCAAGUGCUUUCAGCCUCCCAAAGAGUCCGCAUGCUGUCCUCGUCCCCAACAACGACAGAGAUUGCAGAGUUCCGGACAUGGUUACAGGAACACAGCCCCCUCUCGCUCCCGGAAUCCAGGUUCUUGGACGACAAUGAGGAUUUGAUAUCGUUGAAGGAGACGACUUCACCCGCGUCAACACAUUCCACCGGCCCCGCAUUAGAAUACGUCCCUAUUUGCAUUCUUACGAUGACACUUCUGCCGUUAUUGUGCUUCAAAUUCGUCACCGGAGUUUUGAACCGACUGAUCUUGCUUACCAUUGUGCUGGCGGCUGGGUACAGCAGCUUAGAGAAGCUUGACAGAUCAAAGGUCGAACAACAUCAACAAUGGGUGAUUGCAUGUUUCGGUGUUUCGUUUCUGGCAGCCCUCUUCUUUUAGAAAGAAAGCAUUAUGUAGUUGAGCGGCGACGCUCCUUGAUUUGAGGAGAAGGAUAGAUGGCACAAGCCACUGUACCUCACUAUAUAAUUGAGGCAAUGUAGCCUAGAAUAGAAGAACCAUCGCGCGUGGUUCGAUCCAGCAAAUAGAGUCGAAUGAACUGGACAGAGGACAGC
This is a messenger RNA of Cladophialophora immunda, 2757 nucleotides long. RefSeq lists its product as uncharacterized. The transcript has 2 exons. The coding region runs from base 1130 to 2584 and encodes 484 amino acids. The record is from RefSeq and is a predicted model, not a curated record. NCBI's taxonomy places the organism in Eukaryota, Fungi, Ascomycota, Eurotiomycetes, Chaetothyriales, Herpotrichiellaceae.